AAGCAUAACUCAAAGAGUAGGCUCGGAUGCCUCCCGCCAUUUACCCUAAAAUUAGAACAAGCUAAACAAAAAUCACUUUUCAAGUGAGCUCUACAAAUUACAUAUAGAUCGGACUGUAAGCACCGAAUUUUUCAAAGUUCGGCGCUUGGUUUAGGGUAUCUCUGGGUCGAGCACUCCCCACUCCCACAUGUUUUGGUGUCGAUUCGUGUAACGCGUUUUGUGCGUGCCACAUGAUGAACUUCAAGUGUCUGGCAAGAGAAUAAUAUUUGAGUGGGCAACAUUUCAUUCAGUUGAGCAGCAAAAGCAGCCGCAAAGUGGACGCCAGUGCAGGCAACGUGACGUAUGCGUAAUGCGAGUGACAUUUGAAGUGACGCACAAGGCGGCCAAGGAACGCGCACAACAUUUCUUGUGAAAUAUACAAAAAUAAACGUAAAAUGACAUAAAACAAUAAAAAAAAGACCAACUACCAGCAAGAUGUACAAAAGAAAGGCCUAGAACCAGGCGGCAAUUCAAUUUGCAGAAAUAUUUAAAAACCAAAGUAACAGAAACAAAAAUAGAAACUGCGCGCCAAAAAUAAAUGUGAUUUGCGAUAAUAAUUAAUUAUAAAUAACAACAAUAUAUGCAAACAAUAUUUGUGAUUUUAGUUUAUUAAAGCCCAGGCGCAAAUUAAAUCCAAUUCGGCAGACAAAAUAAAAAAACGCACAGCUAAUUCAAUUAAAGCCAACAAAAACAAAUAUAAAAUCAACAUCAGCUUGGACAAGCGUUUGAGGAACGGCGUCAGCGUGGGUCACAGCCAGAGAUCGAUUAGAGCCAACUCGAGGCGGAGCAGCGGCGCCUCUGGCCACAAAAGACGCAGCUACGUUUGGCCCUUCAGGAUGCGAAUGAAGGUCGGCAAAUUCUGUCUGCAGCGCCAGGCGUCGGGCCAGAGCGAAAAGUUUCCACAGCCCAGCGAAGUAACAGAAGGUGCCUUACAGGUGUGGCGGGCGCUGCCCGAACGCAUACGACAGGAUCCCAGCCUAGCAUCGUUCCGGCAGGAGCACGAGCGUUUACAUGGCGAUGUGGAGCCCAUGCCCUCGGAUGACGUGCAGCAGGAGAUGGAGCGGGAGGAGCACGAGCUGAAUGGACAUACGGAGGACGCGCACGCAUUCACACAGAUUGGCAUCAAUGUGACGAACGAGGCGGGGCAGGUGCAUGUCCUGGACGGCAGGGACCUGGAGAACAACAACGAGGAUCAGCACGAGGAUAACGAUGCCUACUGCAAAAGCAGCCUGAAAAAGUAUCUGAUUUGGUUCAAGAUAUCGGUGCUGUUGGUGAUUUGGUGCGUGUUUACGGCCUUUCUCAUGUCCAACAACGAGCACGUAGAUCAGUUGAGUCUCAUCAGUGUGCCCGGCAACAGUUCCACGCGAGUCUUUCCCAUAAGCACAGCCUCGCUGGAGCGCAUCGGACUGGGCCUACGCGGACCCUUCCGGCUGCAGGAGAACGAGCUGCAGCUGAACGCGAGCGUGCCGCUGCCCGUGUUGCAGAUACAGGUGACACGUAGCUACCUAGAUGCCCAGGGCCAGGAGAUUUACACGGAGCAUGCCAGCGAGCUGUGGCAGCUGGAUAUUGUGUACUUUGAGCUAAUCGAUGCCACCAAGGAUACGAAAAAGACGCACACCUUUGAGCUGCAGCCUGGCGAACCGACGUGGCUGGCCCAGGCGAACAGCACCCGGCUCAGCUUCGAGCUGACCAGCAGCAUCGAGGGCGAGCUGCCGCUCCAGCUGAAUGUGGACGAGUCGCCCAUCUACAAGCGACAUGGUGUGCUCUAUGCCGCCGCCGUACUGUGCGGCCUCUAUGUGAUGAUCAUCUGGGAGAUUGUGAAUCGCACCUUUGCCGCAAUCAUUGCCUCAACGCUAUCCGUCGGCAUAUUGGCCGCGCUCAACUCUCGACCCUCCAUGGCCACCAUUAUGGGCUGGAUUGAUGUGGAGACCCUGCUGCUGCUCUUCGGCAUGAUGAUUCUGGUGGCCAUACUCUCCGAGACGGGCGUCUUUGACUAUCUGGCCGUGUAUGCGUAUAAGAUAACCAACGGGCAUGUCUGGCCGCUUAUCAAUUGCCUGUGCCUGUUCACGGCGGUGCUCUCCUCCUUCCUCGACAACGUGACGACGGUGCUCCUGAUGACUCCGGUUACGAUACGCCUCUGCGAGGUCAUGUCCCUCAAUCCGGUGCCCAUACUAAUGUGCAUGGUCAUCUACUCGAACAUCGGCGGUGCUCUGACGCCCGUCGGUGAUCCGCCCAAUGUGAUCAUUGCCUCCAAUAGCUACAUAUCCAAGAAUGGCGUUAACUUUGCUGUCUUCACGCUUCACAUGCUGCCCGGUGUCCUUCUGGUCAUGGUCCAAACAUAUAUACAACUACGCUUUAAGUUCCGCAACAUCAGCGAUCUGCAGUUCAAGGACUCGGCCGAGGUGGAAGAGCUGCGCCAUGAGAUACACGUGUGGAAGCGUGCGGCUGCCAGCCUUUCGGCCUACUCCAAGGACGAGGAGCUGGUGCGUCAGACCCUAAUGAAGAAAGUCAAUCGCCUUAAACGAAGCCUCAAGAAACGCAUGACAGCUGUGAUUGAACCGGCGCCCAACUACGAACAAACCCUGGCCAAUCUGCAGGCAAAGUAUCCAGUUCGCAACAAGCAGCUGCUGGUCAAGUGCACCGCCGCACUGAUCUUUGUGAUCAGUUUAUUCUUUUUGCAUUCGGUGCCGGAACUGCAGCGUCUCUCCCUGGGCUGGACGGCCCUAUUAGGCGCCAUAUUCCUAAUAAUAUUGGCAGACAUUGAGGAUCUGGAGGCGAUAUUGGCGCGUGUCGAAUGGUCCACAUUGCUGUUCUUUGCCGCGCUCUUUAUACUUAUGGAAGCGCUGACAGAGCUGGGCCUGAUCGAAUGGAUCGGCAAUAUGACGGAGGGCAUUAUAUUGGGCGUGGGCGAGGAUCGACGUUUGAUGGUGGCCAUAUUGAUUAUACUCUGGGUAUCUGCUGUGGCAUCCGCCUUCGUGGACAAUAUUCCGCUGACCACGAUGAUGGUCAAGAUCACAAUUUCCCUGGCGCAGAAUAGCACCCUGAACCUGCCGCUGCAGCCAUUGGUCUGGGCACUCGCCUUGGGCGCCUGUCUGGGCGGCAAUGGCACAUUGAUUGGCGCCUCGGCGAAUGUGGUUUGUGCUGGCGUUGCCGAGCAACAUGGCUAUAAAUUCACAUUCCUCGAGUUUUUCAAAGUUGGUUUUCCCAUUAUGAUUGGCAGCAUAAUUGUGACAACGGGCUAUUUAUUGGUCUCGCAUUCGUUGUUCGCGUGGCAUUGAUAAAAGCCCAUCCCCCCCACCCUCCCCCUCUCCACCCAACACAACAUUUGCGGCAUGGAAUUGACUGUGUCGAUUUUUGAACAAGGCGCACUUUACCUCGUUACCUACAGCAAAAAUAAAAAAAAAAAUGUUAAACAUUCGACACUAAUGAAAAUAUCAGCUGCAGUUCGAAAGAAAAGAGAAUCGAAAAAGCAGGAAAAAAAAA
Messenger RNA from Drosophila virilis, 3522 nucleotides. It is a transcript of the gene hoe1, whose product is annotated as OCA2 melanosomal transmembrane protein hoepel1. Gene Ontology annotation, biological process: transmembrane transport. Gene Ontology annotation, cellular component: membrane. The record is from RefSeq and is a predicted model, not a curated record. Lineage: Eukaryota; Metazoa; Arthropoda; Insecta; Diptera; Drosophilidae.